Exophiala mesophila is the source of this 1492-nucleotide messenger RNA. RefSeq lists its product as uncharacterized. The record is from RefSeq and is a predicted model, not a curated record. Gene Ontology annotation, molecular function: phosphatase activity. The coding region runs from base 261 to 1310 and encodes 349 amino acids. NCBI's taxonomy places the organism in Eukaryota, Fungi, Ascomycota, Eurotiomycetes, Chaetothyriales, Herpotrichiellaceae. The transcript is spliced from 2 exons.
CGGAACACUACGUAUGAGGCUGAAAGUGAACAAAACUCGUACCUUGGAUUGAACCGCGGCUUCUACGAGGUUCUUGCCAUCGUCGACCAUCGCGCUUGCCAUUCAACAUCUCAGUUCACUUUCCAUCUCGUACCUUUCCCCUCACACCUCGCAACUUCCUCCUGCACACCUUCUUCUUUGCACAUCGUACCUGCCACAACUCAGCCUUGCUUCUUGGCCCUCGCCUUUUCACAACUUGAUUCAUUCCUCUCAAUCAAGUCAUGGCUCCAUCAAACUCUCGAUCAAGCUUCCCUCCAAUCCGGGCAUGCAUCUUUGACAUGGAUGGCCUGUUGAUCGACAGCGAAGAUGCCUACACUCGUGUCACCAAUACCAUCCUCCGCGAGAACAAUCGUCCUGAUCUACCCUGGCAUAUCAAAGCUCAGCUGCAAGGCCGUCCUGGUCUCGCAGCAGGCAAAAUCUUCCACGAAUGGGCGCAAUUACCUAUUUCUCGCGACGAAUUCCACAAGAGACAGCUAGAGCUACAAGCUGAACACUUUCAAAAUUGCCAACCCCUCCCAGGUGUUGAAAGCUUGCUGAGACGAUUGUCUGGUGCCACCACUCGAGAAUCGCAAGACCUGAGAAGUCCCACAAGAGGGAAAAAAAUCAGACUCGCCCUUGCCACAAGCAGUCAUUCCAAAAAUUAUGAAAUCAAAACCCAGAAGCUCGGUCACUUGUUCAAUACAUUCCCCGACCGACAUAAGAUUGUAGGUGACGAUGCUCGCAUCCCAGCUGGAAGAGGAAAACCCCUACCGGAUAUUUAUUUGCUGGCAUUGCAAACAAUCAACGAGUCUUUGGAGGUGGCGCAAGAGGGUGAGCGACCCAUUGAGCCACACGAGUGUUUGGUAUUCGAGGACAGCGUUCCGGGAGUCGAAGCCGGUCGAAGAGCAGGAAUGCGAGUGGUUUGGGUGCCGCACCCUGGUCUUCUGGACAUCUAUCAAGGGCGAGAAGAGGAGGUAUUGGCCGGUCGGACGGGAGAACACAAAGAAGAUGACUUGGAUCACGCCGAGGGUAUCCCACUUGCAGGCAGUCCGGGCCAUGUUGGAGAGAUCGGUGAUGGGUGGGGAGAACUAUUGGCGACGCUGGAACACUUCGAAUUCUCCAAGUAUGGCAUCUCCCUCUCGGACAGCAAGCAUAGCAGCGAGAGUGGACAAGCCGCUAUGGAUGGAACGACCGACAAGGAACUGGAAGAAAUGACGGCCAUGGCCGAUGGCAAAGCACAUGCAGCCGAAGAACCCAAAGCCUUGUCUGACUCUGGUCCGAGACGGAGAUGAAAGUCCGAGUUGUUUAGAGACCGAAACAUGUACAGCAAACAAACCUCAGUGUAUAUUCGACCGCCUAUGACCAGCGAAAAAGAACAAAGAUGCAUAUCGUCAUUGGGUUAGGAUCAUGUCACAAUUGUACAUAUAUAGGAUGAAAAUCUGCUGGAAGAAAUCGACAGCCAUGACAAAAUUUA